Molecule: messenger RNA, 1014 nt
Organism: Macrobrachium nipponense
Lineage: Eukaryota; Metazoa; Arthropoda; Malacostraca; Decapoda; Palaemonidae
Product: larval cuticle protein LCP-22-like
Exons: 3
Coding region: 5-661 (218 amino acids)
Source: RefSeq, a predicted model, not a curated record
UGUUAUGGUUUCGUGCGAUGGUAUAUAUACCUUCGACAGCCUCCUCCAUGACAUUCGACUUCUUCCCUCUUUAGCUGGAAGCCGACAAGGGAUCCUUCUCCUCCUCCUCCUCUUCCUCGACGGGGUAGUUCUUCGCGAAGCUAAAAUGAAGAUCGUUGUGCUGCUAGGCCUCUUGGCCAUGGGGUGCGCCGCCCCUCAAUUCACGGGCCGCCGGUUCCAGUUCAACCCGACCCCGCGGCCUUUCCGGUCCCAGUUCCAGCCAGGCCCUCCACCUCCCCAACAGUUCCAGCCAGCUCCUCCUCGACAGUUCCAACCCCUUCCAACACCUCAACCUUACUACAACCGUCCCGUUGCUACCAUCAGGGACCUCCGAGAGGACCACGGUAACGGCCACUUCCGCUACGAGUUCGAGACCGAGAACGGCAUCCGAGUCAACGCCGUUGGAACUCCCGGCUCCAAGGGACAAAGCAACAUCGCUGGAGGAUUUAGCUUCCCAUUCCCCGAAGGAGGAUCCGCACAGCUGACCUACGUCGCUGACGAAUUUGGGUACCGCCCCGAAUCCCCACUGCUCCCCACCCCCCACCCACUCCCCGCCCACGCCAUCGAGCAGAUCCGCAUCGCGGAGGAGCAGCGCGCCCGCGGGAUCCGAUGGGACAAAUAAUAAUGACCCAAAAACCGCACCAGAGAGAAACCGCCGCCGCCACGAAUGCCUCCAUUAUCUCGUGUCGGAAUCGUGUAACCAGGCGAUGAUUGCAUCCGGUGUAAGGGCAACGUGACUUUGACAUUUUGGAAUAAACAUGAAGCUUUUCUCCCAACUGCAUUUUUGCUGCUUUCGUUUUCUCUAAGUGAUUUCUUUAUAUGUGAGCUUUGUCAAGUGCGUCACUGUCUUUUGCUUGUUGACCUGCAAGAAGUUUCCCGAUUUAUAGGGUAACUUCGUUCCACCGGGUUUCAUUCAAAAUUGGGGAAAAAUAUGCUUUUUGUUUAAGUUUCCAUUAAAAGUUGUAUGAAAUUUCA